AUGACAUACCGCGUGCCUGACAUCUACGCGUCAUCGUCGUCAUCGCCGCCAUGGGGAAUAGGCGCACCAUCAUCGUCGCCACCGUCGAGUCCCACAUAUAUCCGAUCGACAUCGACUGCGUCGACGGUGCAGGUCUCUGACCCGUUUUCCGCAUCGGCCAAGUCGCUUACAAUUAGUGGACCUAGGUCGUCAAAACGAUGGAUCCGAUCGGCCACCACCCCUGCACGCACAGACCGGGACAAUCACACGCACGAGCCAGACCUUCACUCGCUAGAUUUGCUUCCAUCAGACACGCAUGCCGCACCGGGCGUACUCGAGCAGUUUUUUGACGAUUCUGCUGAUGACGCAAUUGCAUCUUCAUCUAUGGACGAGUUUGGCAGUUCUUUUGACAUGUCGCAAGAUCAGGCAAAUGCACCGUUACGUACAUACCGUCCGUUCGGGCGAACGGACAGUGCGAGCACGGAUCCUCUUAGUGCGACAGGCCGAAGUGAAUCUAUGCAGCGCGCACCACAGCGUUUGCGACUGGCUGGCACAUCGCCAAAGAGACUAUCAAGACGGGACCAUGGGGAUCUAGCUCCUUGGGAGCGGCAGGAAGAGGAAGGGGGUGCAAUGCGUGCACAAUCCUCGCGGAUCCAGCAAUUACAGCCCGCCUGGCAAAAUCCAUUGCAGUGGGAUGCAGUGGUCUGCCGCAUCUUUGACGAGGGUCGCGAGCGACCGACACUGUCACUCGGUGGAUGCGGCCUCACACAUAUCGGAAGUGCUGUGGGCGAUCUGCGGCACUAUGUAACCAUUGAUCCACGGCGUUCAGAUCACACCACGACACACAUGUCGACACAGCCCCGCUCGUGGGCGCGCUCGCAGUCUUCAUCGACAGGCGAUUCGGCAGAACUGGCGCGGCGACAAGUGCAAUUCUACUUGUUCGACAAUCAGCUGACGCGUUUGCCCAGCGCGCUGUUUCAAUUGACGAAUCUUGGCGUGCUAUCUCUGCGCAAGAAUCAACUGACGCAGCUGCCACCUGCCAUAGGCGAGUUACGUCACCUGCGCGAACUGAAUAUUGGCGGCAAUGAACUCACAUACUUGCCGGCCGAGAUCCAGCAAUUACACCUUGACACAUUCACGUAUGUGCCGAAUCCGUUUCGGCCUGUUCCUGCAGGUGCCGUGCUGCAGACACGGGCUUUGUAUGGCCAUAUGAACGUGUCACCCACGCACCACUCGACACAGCCCCUCGGACCUUCUGCUUCCCUGCGAUGGAGUCGUGCUCAUACGUUAGCGACGUCUGUGCUGGACACAGGCCAUGGCACUCAUCACGGUCCACGUAUUCACAUGGCACGCGUGCUAGGUCGUUGCGAGCCGCAAAGCAGGCCAUCCCUUGCGGCGUUAUGCAUCCAGCGAUUGCUGAGCGAAGAGCCCCUGAUCAUUGAGCAGUACGAGACCGGAUGUCUUCGCUCGCUGCAACAUACGCUCGACGUACGUGUCGUAGCGCAACUUGAGGCGGCUCGACGCAGUGCGACGGCAUCGUGGGGUGCUCAGGUCGAUGUACAGGCAUCCACUGGGGCAGGUGCCGGUCUAGCUGGGACCAAACGAGAACAUGCCGAAGAACGUUGGUACACUGGAGCGUCAUUUCAUGGAGGAGACGCGGUAUCCGUGGAUGGUGCUGUUUCUUCAGCGGCACCGGGCGUGUCAACCGUGGAUGUCGACAGCAUCCUGGAAGAGUCCGAUGACGCGUGCAAGAAUGUGUGGUUCAAUCGAUGUCCGGGCGUAGGUGCGCAUGACUUGCGUGGUGCCUCUGGCAUGAAAGAAGACACCGACGAUAGCGACUGGCCCAUCGAUGACGGCAAGGGUCCCCUUUACGUGCAUGCAGCCGAGCAGCGCAUGGAGUGGGUAUCGCAUGUUGCUGGUAUGCGAGUGGCUAAGCAGGGUAUCGAGAUGGCAGGCGAUUCUGUGCGCGGCAUGCCAGCGGAACAUGCAGGCUUGUUACCGAUCUUGUGGCGUGGCUGCAGUCCUGGAUGCCUCGCAUUCCUUGAGCAAGCCGGCUAG
Molecule: messenger RNA, 2037 nt
Organism: Malassezia globosa CBS 7966
Lineage: Eukaryota; Fungi; Basidiomycota; Malasseziomycetes; Malasseziales; Malasseziaceae
Exons: 1
Coding region: 1-2037 (678 amino acids)
Molecular function (GO): protein binding
Source: RefSeq, a predicted model, not a curated record